This is a messenger RNA of Marchantia polymorpha subsp. ruderalis, 965 nucleotides long. Lineage: Eukaryota; Viridiplantae; Streptophyta; Marchantiopsida; Marchantiales; Marchantiaceae. The record is from the annotation of a GenBank genome assembly.
AUGUUGGAUCUCAUCUUCCUCCUGCUCCUCAGUCUCCACCCUCCAGGCUCUCUCUCUCUCUCUCUCUCUCAAACCAAAACCUCAGAUCCUCCCGAAAUCAAAUGUCCAGAUCACCUAUCGUCGGCAAAUGCUCGCAAUCGUCCAAGGGGACCAUUCCCUUCCCUUCCGUCCCGUCCUCCCUCCCUACCUAUCUGCGGACUUCUUCCCUUCUAUCCCCUUGCGAAUCGGCUCGAGUCGUCUCCUCCUCUUUUAGUCUUCCCCGUUCCUCCGAGCUCCAGUCAGUCAAGUCAACAGCCUCCUCCUCCUCCCCCUCUCCCUUCCCCCGAACCCGCACCUCCGGGCGUGCCCAUGUUCCCUCAGAAAGACCUACCGUCUCUCAGACCCUCCUCUGCCCGCCCGUCCCUCCGUUCGUCCGUCGUCUGUCUGUCUGUCUGUCAGCCGGUCUGUCCGUCCGUGUCUUCUACCCUCUACACUCUCUCUACACUCCGCCUCCCCGUUCCACUGUCAGCUGCCCUCAGCUCCCCCUUCAGCUCAGCUCAGCUCGGCUCAGAUGAUCUGAUCGAUCGGCCCAUCUCAUGAAGGCCGACCCAACCCUGGGCUCCCUCUUUCCCGCGUGCACGCGCACUAAUCAAACAUGGACCUGGCACGGGGCCUCCUCGCCAUGCUCCGGAUGUAUGUGUGCGACGACGACGACUGCCUCGAGAGACAAUCAAGGCCUUCCUUCGUCCUUCAUCAUCUUCUUCUUCUGCUGCUGCUCCUGCUCUCGAAUCGCCGCCCACUUUCUCGACUCCUGCGGCUCCUGUGUCUCUCGGUCGGACGGCUCAGCCGGCCAGCCAGCCUGGACCCCCGUUCCUCGCCGUCGCCCCUCUUCUCCUCUUGAAGAAACUCAGCUCGAGCGCAGCAGCUCGUCUCGUCUCGUCCCGCAGACGCAGCCGGUCCCCAGAUCGGCAGUACGAGAGAGACCC